This is a messenger RNA of Adineta steineri, 450 nucleotides long. Lineage: Eukaryota; Metazoa; Rotifera; Eurotatoria; Adinetida; Adinetidae. The record is from the annotation of a GenBank genome assembly.
AUGGCUUUAGCAAUGAAUGCAACAGUCACAGUCUCAUGUGAAGCAAAUCAAGAACAAUCAGGACCAACAAUUGUUCAUAGUACUGGUGUUCAAAAUUAUCGUAUUCAACCUGAACUUAUUCGACUUUUACAAGAAUCUUGUUCAAAUGACAAUUUAUGUGAUCAUGAAAAAGGUGUUCAAUGUACACAUCCACCAGCACAUAUUCUUGAUGUAUUUAAAAAAGCAGGUUUUACUGUAACAAGUGAAUCAAAUUCUGGUAGUCGUAAAUUAUGGAUGUUAACAAAAACAGAAGAAGGUGGAUCUAGUCAUCCUUCAGGACCAACACCAACACCACAUAAACCUGAUGCAAAACCAACACCAAAACCAACUGAUGAAGAAGAAGAACCAGCUGAAGAGGGAAAUGACGAAGAAGAAGCUGGCGAAGAAGAGGAAGAAGAAGAAGAAAAAUAA